Messenger RNA from Athene cunicularia (burrowing owl), 6117 nucleotides. RefSeq names its product kinesin family member 27 (gene KIF27). The transcript has 17 exons. The record is from RefSeq and is a predicted model, not a curated record. Gene Ontology annotation, biological process: mitotic spindle organization; microtubule-based movement. Gene Ontology annotation, molecular function: ATP binding; microtubule binding; microtubule motor activity. Bases 1099 to 5340 code for a protein of 1413 amino acids. NCBI's taxonomy places the organism in Eukaryota, Metazoa, Chordata, Aves, Strigiformes, Strigidae.
UUCUUAGCUCUGGAUGGCCAGGUUCUCAAACUAAAAGGAAUACAACGACCUGAGAAAGCUCUUGUCUUCACAACCACAACAACUGUUUGAAGUUGUUUGUUUCCAAUAAACUUUAAUUUGGGGCACUUAGCUGAUGAGUUCUCCAGUUUGGCAAUACAGCUUUCUUAAAGGCAAUGAGUGGAAGUUCAGCAAGCGGAAAGUUCAGCAAACUUUCCCUUGCACUGCGAAGAUUCUUAGAAUCAGCAAAAAAACCCAAACAACGAUGUGUUUGGGAUCCAGCAGUACCUGUGAGGGUUUUUGAAUGGUCAUGAAAGAGCUGUAAAGAAAAGCUACUCCUUGAUACUUACAGUUGUGCUACUGAAUAAUGCUUAUGCUGUAAGAAUGAAUAUGCGGGGGCAGUAUAAGGAACAAUGGUUGCUAAAAUAUAUAAUUAAUAAAAAAUAAUUACAUAUGUGCUUAAAGAUGCAGAUUAAAAUCAGAGGAAUCCUUUAUGUAUAGUAAUUAGAUAAAUUUAAAAUCACACCUCCUUUGUAGGUAACAGCUGUUUUCUCUGUGCUUGUCGAGUUACAGAUGCUUGGCACUUAAUAUGUGGAAGAGAAUUUACAACACGUGUGUGUAUAUGCAAACACUUUUGGAGAAAAAGGUUUUGAUUGACUGAUUUAUGUUGCCUGAGCAGCAUGAAUGCAAGAAUAGGAAAAUUAGAAGAUUCAUUGUAAGCAUAAGCUUUAUCAACAGUGUUCAUUAACAAGCUCUUAUGAUAUUGUUGCUUCAUAUGGCUGCAUUAUGUUCAAAUACCAAAUCAGGCAACUUUCAGACUUGAGAAUAAGCCCACUAACUUGGAAAUUAAACAGUCAAAAUUAAUUGAUUUAACAGUUAUUAAUAUAGCUGCUUUUAUAUCAGAUACUUUUCGAGAGUGUAGUGGUGAUUAUGUAUUCACAUUUGGAAAUGUGAACUUUCUACUUCAGCAAGAAAUUAAUUCCUAGUAUAUAAUGUGGAAUACUUUUUUUCUUAGUUGCAGACAAGUGCAAGUGAGGUGAACACAGGAGUGGUUAACAGAUUUCUUGUUGACUAUGUGAAUACAGAGUGAGGAGCACAGGGAUGGAGUCUGGCAUGGAGGAGAUCCCGGUUAAAGUUGCAGUUCGAAUCAGACCUUUGCUUUCCAAGGAAGUACUUCAUAACCACCAAGUGUGUGUGAGAUUAGUCCCAAAUACACAACAAAUCAUCAUUGGGAAAGACCGUGUCUUCACUUUUGAUUUUGUAUUUGGCAAAAACUCAACCCAAGAAGAAGUUUAUACUGUUUGCAUUAAGCCUCUUCUAGUGUCUUUGACUGAGGGAUACAAUGCUACAGUGUUUGCAUAUGGACAGACAGGAUCUGGGAAGACUUACACCAUUGGAGGUGGACACAUUGCAUCAGUUUCAGAGGAUGAAAAGGGCAUAAUCCCACGGGCUAUUCAGGAAUUAUUUCAGCAUAUUUCUGAAAACCAUGACAUUGACUUCCAUGUAAAAGUAUCUUAUAUAGAGGUUUACAAGGAAGAACUUCGAGAUUUAUUGGAGUUGGAGACCUCUGUGAAAGAAUUACAUAUCCGAGAAGAUGAAAAGGGAAAUACAGUGAUUGUCGGUGCUAAGGAAUUCCAAGUAGACUGUGCAGAUGAAGUGAUAACCCUGUUGGAAAGUGGCAAUGCAGCUCGUCACACAGGCACAACACAAAUGAAUGAGCACUCUAGUCGAUCUCACGCCAUUUUUACCAUCAGUAUUUGUCAGAAACAGGCUGCAGAGUCUCACAAAAAUACUGAUGCUGCACAGGAUUCAUCUUGGAAAUCAGUCCAGAUGAUUGCUUCAAAGUUUCAUUUUGUGGAUUUGGCAGGAUCAGAGAGGGUGACAAAGACUGGAAAUACUGGUGAACGCUUCAAAGAAUCAAUUCAGAUCAACAGUGGUCUGUUGGCCUUGGGAAAUGUCAUCAGUGCGCUUGGAGACCCAAAAAGGAGAAGUGUACAUAUUCCAUACAGGGAUGCUAAAAUCACUCGCAUUCUGAAAGACUCCCUUGGAGGAAAUGCCAAGACUGUCAUGAUAACAUGUAUAAGUCCAUCCUCAUCAGACUUUGAUGAAUCUUUAAAUUCCCUCAAAUAUGCCAACAGAGCCAAAAACAUUAGAAAUAAACCAGUUGUAAAUUACAACCCUAAUCAAGAUCGGAUUGAUGAAAUGGAACUUGAAAUUAGAUUGCUUCGAGAAGCUUUGCAGAACCGUCAAGUUAGUAAUAAGUGUUCACACAACUUAAAUCAAGAAAGAACUCGUAUCAGUUCACUUGAGGAGCAGCUCACACGGCUUCAGGUUCAGUGUUCCAGUUACAGAAACUGUGUAGAUGAAGCCUUCCCAUUUCUGGUUCAUUUGAAUGAUGAUGUUAGCUUAAAAAGCAGUCAGCGUGACAGGUUGCAGAGCUGGAUCACUAUGGUACAGAAAGUAAGGAAGGAAGCCUUCACUAUGCAGGAAACUGACAUAGGGACUGGGACUAGCCAAGAGCCACAUCACAUCACAAUUCUUCAGCUAAAGAGGGAAUUAAAGAAAUGCCAGCAGGCCCUCGUUAUGGAUGAAGAAGUAUUUAGCCAGAAGGAUCAUGAACUGCAGAUGCUGCAGAAUAAGAUAAAGGCAUUACUACAGGAAAAUGAAGAACAACUGGAAUCUUUAAAGGAGGCUCAAGAAACACAGAGAUUACAGAACGAGAAAAUGGUGGAACAGCAAAUGCUUAUUGGUCAGCUAAAAGAAAAACUAGAGAAAUUUACAGAUGUGAAAACUUUGGACUUCUCAAAUACUUGUGGAGAUGGGCCAUCUGUUCUGGCAUCUGCAAGAAGGCCGUACAGUGUCCCACUCACAAAGAGUCUCCUACACUCCCUUCAUCCACCUUCAGGGACGGAGACCCGAAAGGUGUAUACCAGCCCCCCUGCCUUCUGCUUGGCUCGGGUAAUGGCAGAAUUCCGUGCUCGCAGCCAGAUGAUACUGAGCAACAUAGAAGAUCAGGAUAAAGUCCUUCACUGCCACCUCUCUGAUCAGAGUGAUGAAGAGGAGGAAAAUACAGGCAGCAAAAAGAAAACCUCUUUUAAGCAUUCCAUAAACCGAACAUGGACACGGAAACAAGCUUCUCUGUGCUUUCUUCCUGAUCUAAGUGACAUGACGUGUCAAGUAGACGAGGCUGGUCUAUCCAACAAAUCUGUACUACAAACCGACACAGCCACAGGUGAAGAGAUUGACAGCCUCCAGAAAAGCCAUGUUUUUAACAUGCAGAAGUUAAAGAAUUCAGAGUUGAGACUCACUGAGGCCGAGCAAAAAUUGAGAGAACUUGCCCUUAAUAUCAAAAUGAAAGAGGAACUUAUUAAGGAAUUAGUAAGAACAGGUAAGGAUGCUCAGUCUGUAAGCAGGCAAUAUUCUUUGAAGAUAACUAAACUGGAGCAAGAAUCUGAGCAAGCCAAAAUGGAACUGGCUGAAACACAAAAGCGGCUUCAGGAGCUGGAGACUAAGGAGCUGAGAGACAUUCCUGAUAAAGCCAAGUUACAAAAAGAGUUUAGGAAGAAGAUGGAUGCAGCUAACCUGAAAGUUCAGGCCUUACAGAAGAAGCAGCAAGACACUAAGAAUCUGGCUUCAUUAUCUAACCAAAAUGAGAGACAAGCAACAGAACUUGAGCAGAAUGUGGCUCAGAUGAAGCACCAGCAGACUCAGCUACAGAAGAGACUGUGUGAGGAAAGUGAAAAAAAGAAGCAACUAGAAGCAGAGAUUCAGCGGGACCAGCAACAAAUAAAAGAACUUCAACUAAAGAUGGAGCAACAACAGAAGAUCCUUAAACUUAAGGAUAAAGAGAUUGCUGCAUUUAAAAAGAAGAAAAAUAACUCAGUGGGAACUAUUCAGAAGCUACAGAAAUUAGAAGAGCAAAAGAAAUGGCUGGAUGAAGAAAUGGAAAGAAUUCUCCAACAGCACCAACAGUUAGCAGAACUAGAAGAAGAUUUAAAGAAAAGGGAAGAUAUUGUAGCCAAAAAAGAAGCAUUAUUGCAAGAGAAGAGCCACCUGGAAAUCAAGAAACUGAGAUCUAGCCAGGCUUUAAACAAAGAUAGUAUGAAAUUGUCUACUCGCUUAAGUAUGCUGGAUCAGGAACUGUGUGAUAAAGGUAUGCAGCUUCAGGGCAGCAGCAGUGAAGAUAAGACAGACAUUCUGGAAAAAAUUCAGGCUCUCCAGAUGGAAAGGGAUCAGCUGCUCAGAAGAAGAAAAAGCGUGGAUGAGAAACUGAAAGAUGGUAAAGUGCUGUCAACUGAAGAAGAACAUGUCCUUUUCCAGCUGGAAGAAGGAAUUGAAGCCCUGGAGGCUGCUAUUGAUUACAAGAAUGAAAGUAUUCAGAAUCGCCAGCACUUGCUUAGGUCAUCUUCUCAGAUUCUUUCACAGAGUGAGACUAAUGUCAUAGGAAAACUAGUUUCCCUGUCUGCUGCUGAGCUCAGAGCUAUCCUUUUCAAAUAUUUCAACAAGAUUGUUGGCCUACGUGAGUCUGAACGUAAAUUACAACUACGGAUUGAAGAACAGGAAAUGAAGGUCACAGACCAGGAAAACAUGAUACGUGAAUUAGAAUCUGCACUUGAACAUAUGAAGUUGCAGUGUGACAGGCAGCUGACCCUACAACACAAAGAACAUGAGAAAAAACUACAGUUAAUACUGCAUCAUUUCAGAGAACAAGAUAGUGAAGGCAUUGCAGAAACCUUGAAAGGAUAUGAAGUAAAAGUCCAGCAACUGGAAAAAGACUUAUUUUUCUAUAAGAAAACCAGCCGAGAGCUGAAGAAGAAAGUGAAAGGCCUCUUGGGAGAGUCAUCCCAUCAAUUAUGGGCAUCCACUAAAUAUAUCACUUUAGAUAACAGUGCUGGUGACAAGGCAUCUUGUCAAGACGAAGCAGAAGUUGCUUCUGAAGAACUGAAGUUGACACUUAAGCCUGAAACCAAUAGCCGACCAGAGAAAAUAAAAGAAACAGACAGAACAAGUAUCUUAAGAGCACAGCAGAGUUCAUACAAGCUUGGAGAUGUUUCAGAAUUUGGGUGCAACAAAGAAUGUUUACUGAGCAUUAGUGAUGACAAAACAGGAACAGAUGAAGCUCAGCCUUCAAAAUCUCAUCCUCAGCUACCUUCCAUCAUUCAGAGAAGGGAGACUGUAACACAGUUUCAAGGAGUAACUCCAGUGAAACUAUCUCGUCGAGAACUACGUCAUAUUCCUCCCUCUGAAUUAUCUUUGAAACGCUCAGGCCUUGGAACUGGUGUCAGUUUUAUUGGUCCAGAUUCCACUGAAAUGGACAAAAAGUCUAGUGUCACUAAGACAUAGUUACUCUUAACUGCAUUUUUAGUAGCUGUAGCUAUUGAAGAAACUGUAUUAGAUUUUUUUUGUUCAUGGUCUUAAGUAUCAACCAUAGAUAAAUGAGUAAGUGUUCUUUAGUUCUUAUUGCUCCCUAACAGGUGUUAUGGCCACAGUUUCAGUGAAUCUGAGAUGGAUUUUAAUUAACAUGGUACCUAAGAACUUUCAAAAGCAAAAGGCCUUUUAACAUUGAAGAAGUUAUUUAUUUCGGUUUGUUUUUUUUGCAGUAACCCCAAAAACCAGAAAUGUUUUUCAGAAAACUGUGCACUGUGAAGUGCAUUGCACUUGAAUAACUUAGGUUUCCUAGAACAAUAUUGUACUUGACUUUCUUGGGUCAGAAACAGCAACAGUCAGAAAAUUUAGUUGCCAGACUGUCACCUGGUACUGACAAGGACUGGCUCCUGUAUGCUUUUUAUCUAGAAACAUUUUAUAGGAGCCAUGUUUGUGAUCAAAAUUGGUACCUACAGAUAAUUUUGUUCCUGUAAAGGAACAUAAAAGUACUUUUCUUUCUUUGUCUUUAUGGCUUAUUUAUGAAAUUAAGAGAAUUGCUUAUUUCACUUUCUGGUUUUGUUUGUUGGGCAUUUAAAGAAUUGUACUUAGCAACUCAAAGUGUGGCAUUUAUUUCUAUACUACUAAAACGGAAAACAGGACCAAAUUCAGCAUCAUCUAGGUUAGCCAGACGGAUCAAUAUAUUAUUUGUACUAAUUAGUCAUGUCCUGUCACAAAUUAUUCUGGGUUCUGUAUCGG